Molecule: messenger RNA, 795 nt
Organism: Paramacrobiotus metropolitanus
Lineage: Eukaryota; Metazoa; Tardigrada; Eutardigrada; Parachela; Macrobiotidae
Exons: 6
Coding region: 118-669 (183 amino acids)
Source: RefSeq, a predicted model, not a curated record
GCUGGUGUAGCUAACAAUUUUCCAGUAGGCAGUUCAAGUUGCAAAUUGGGUAGCAUUGAGCUGAGACUUUUGCUUUGUGGAAACUUUUGUUUAUUUGUUUGCGCAUUCUGCGCUGCAAUGCAUACCGCUAUCAUUUUUGGCUUUGCCAUUGUGGCUCUGGUCGCCGGUAAUGGUGUCCGAGUGGAAUACAAACUUACACAACUUCACAAUCCACAAGGCAUCCUCAGCACCCGCAAAAAAUGCGAUGUUGGUUCCAAAUGCGAUCCGAAACUGACUGGCUAUGUUGACACUGAUAGCCCUCUGGCAACGUGGCCUGGACCAAAAACCAAGAAGGACUGGACAAAGAUCUUUGAGGCUUCGGAUGAAGAUAGUCCGAAAAUCAAUAAAAUUGUGUCGCGCGACUGCUGCUCUCGUGAUUGCUACCGUAAAGCCAACCUCCGAAUCGACGCUGUUGAUGCCGACGUUACUACUUCCGAUCAAAUGGAACAGUUCGAAUGUCUGAGUGGGCGUGAUGUGGCGGCCAGUGAGAGCCAAGCCCGCUGGUCAACGGAGAAACCCUGUGAUGCUAAAUUCAACCCGAAGGACGUCAAACUGAAUUACAGUUGGCGCGCGUUUACCAUUCCCGAUCGCGAAUGCGGACGACCUGUUGGUUCUGCCAAGAAAGCUUAGAUUUCCUGACAUAUGUUAUUUCCGCUUUCGGUUUACUGAUAAAACACUUGGGGCUGAAGCAUUUGUUUUUGAUCGAGAGGAGCUACUUUCGCUCACCGAAACAGAACAACAUUGGGUGUGAUCGUA